UAUUACUGAAAUGACAUUUUGAAUAUCAGUGGAACAAAUAUUUGUCAUUCAUUUUUGGAUACGUUCAUUAACAUUUGAAAUCAUACAUGAAAUUUUGAUUUAAAUGAGAAUUAUCCUUUAAAUUAAUUACCUUAUUCAAAUAAGUACUUAUUAAAUAUUUAAAAAAUGGAUGAACCAUCAACAAGUUCUGAUGUUUGUAAGAAACUAUCAUAUUCAAUACAUUCUUAUUCAAGUUACCUGCCAAAUUAUAUUCCAGAGAAUAUUUUACAAAAUAAUCAAGAAGAUCAGAGUUCUAGAUGGUCAUCAAUGUCUAAUAGUCCACCACAAUACUUAAUUCUUAAAUUAAAAAAUACCUCUAUUGUAAAAUAUAUAAAAUUUGGAAAGUACGAACGACCUCAUGUAUGUAACUUGAAAAGAUUUAAAGUGUUUGGUGGAUUAGAAGAUGAUACAAAAAUUGAACUAUUGUAUAGUGGACUAAGUAAUAACAGUGAUUUAGAAACAUUCAAUCUACGUUUUGAAUUUGAAAAAUACUCAAUGAUACCCAUAAGAUAUAUAAGAAUAGAACCACUUGAAUCUUGGGGUUCAAAUUUUAAUUACAGUCUUUGGUAUGUAGAAUUACAUGGUCUUGAUGAUCCAAAUACAGUCUCAAAUGAGAUUAUUAAAUUUUAUAGAUAUCGUGAAGAAAUAUUAAUACGUUUGUGUUUGAAACAUUUUCGACGUUGUCAUUAUGACUCAGCUGUUUCUGCUUUAUUACAAAAUUCCAAAAUAACUUUGGAACAUCCUUUAUUAUCUGAUCUUUUUAAUAUAAUAGUUACUGAUGGAAACUAUGAAUUGGCUGAAUCUUCAAUGGACAAAGCAAUAACAGAAGGUUUGUUAGAAAAUUACAUGGAACGUCAGAGUUUUAAACCUAUUUGGGAAAUGGUUAAAGAAUUUGAUUAUUCUAGUAAAAAAAGACCAUGUAUGCGUGGUGGCCAUCAAAUGUGUAUUGAUUCCCAAACCAGUAUUAUUUAUUUACUCGGUGGUUGGAAUGGACAUAAAGAUUUAUCUGAUUUAUGGAGUUUUAAUAUCACAACAGGAGUUUGGAGAUGUAUAUCUAAUAAUGUAGAAGAAUGUAGUGGACCAAGUCCAAGGUCAUGUCAUAAAAUGUGUAUUGAUAUAGAGAGGAAACAUAUUUUUGUUUUAGGACGAUUUUGUGAUAUUCAAUUUCAUCCUAAUAAUUAUCCAAAGAGUGAUUUUUAUGUAUAUGAUAUUGAACAAAAUCAUUGGACUUUAAUUUGCACUGAUACUAGUAGAAUGGGAGGUCCUAAAUUAAUAUUUGAUCAUCAAAUGGUUAUGGAUUCUAUUUCCUCAACAAUUUAUGUAUUUGGUGGAAGAAUAGUUGCUUCAUCUUCUAGGUGUACAGAUGAAUCUCAAAAAAACAAUCCUGACUUCUCAGGAUUUUACAAGUAUCAUAUUCCCACAAAUACUUGGACUUGUAUUUUACCUGACACAUUUCAUGAAGUAAAAGUUCAAGAUGGAAUUCUUAUUCAUAAUCCACAAACUGUUGCAUCACGUGGUGGUCAUUCCAUGCUUCUACAUCCUAAAUUAAGAAGAAUAUAUAUUUUUGGUGGUCAACGACAGAGAUGGGCACAAAAAUGUCCGGAAUUUUUAUGGUACGAUAUUAAUACUGGUAUAACUCAAGCUAUACCUCUACCAUCAACUGUUGAAAAACCUCCAAUGGGAUAUACUCAACGAGCAACUAUAGAUAUUGACCUUGAUGAAAUAUAUGUUUUAUCUAGUCUUAGUAAAGAUAAAGACCGCAGAGAAGAUAAAGUUCAAAAUGCUUUUUGGAUAUAUUUUAUCAAACAAAAUAAAUGGGUGUGUAUUUAUAAAAAUUAUAAUUCAGAUGAACAAUAUUGGGAUAAAAUGCAGCAUAUAGAACCAUGUCCUCGUUUUGCAUAUCAACUAGUAUAUGAUCAUACUAAUAAAGUACAGUACUUAUUUGGUGGUAAUCCAGGAAAGCCAGACGCUCAAAAUUUAAGGCUUGAUGAUUUUUGGAAACUGAGUAUACAUAGAUGUACUCACCAAGAACUUAGCCGUCAAUGUAAGCUGCUUAUUCGGAAACACAAAUUUCAAGAACUUAAAAAAAAAGACAAAGUAGCUGCAAUGCAGUUUUUACAAACCUCAGUUUCAGAGCAAAUAGAUCAUUCAGAUUUAGCCCAAACGCAAGAAUUUCAGGAAACGGCAGCUUUAUUGUUUAAGGAUGAUAAUCUAACAGGUGAUAUUACUGAACAAGUACAUGAAUGGCGUUGUAAUUUGUUUGAUAAACUAUGUGAUUUUUUCCCGAAAUCUAUGGUCCAACCUAAAGAAAAUUUAACUGAUAUAAUACCUUUAUAAUGUAUAACUAUCCGACAAUUAAUUUUAAAAAUAUAUUUCUGAUAAAAUAAAAUAGUUUAAAGAUUAAGUUAAUCAUAGCCUAUAUAUAAUGAUCAACUGUUCCAAAUGUAAAGAAAUUAAAACAUAUUUUUUUACUCCUAAAUUUAAUUUCUAUAUUCAUGACUUUAAAUACCAAAAUAAAUUGGUAAUACAUUUAGUGUUAUGAUGAUAUUAGUAAAUGACUAUUGUAACAUUGAGUUCAUAAAAUAUUUAUAUUUAAUAUUGUAUAGCUCUAAAUUAAAUUAUUUUUUUCAAUUUUACACCAUCUUUGUAUUCAUUA
Daktulosphaira vitifoliae (grape phylloxera) is the source of this 2695-nucleotide messenger RNA. It is a transcript of the gene muskelin, whose product is annotated as muskelin. Lineage: Eukaryota; Metazoa; Arthropoda; Insecta; Hemiptera; Phylloxeridae. Gene Ontology annotation, cellular component: cytoplasm. The transcript is spliced from 15 exons. The coding region runs from base 166 to 2376 and encodes 736 amino acids. Gene Ontology annotation, molecular function: protein binding. The record is from RefSeq and is a predicted model, not a curated record.